Molecule: messenger RNA, 1056 nt
Organism: Alternaria arbusti
Lineage: Eukaryota; Fungi; Ascomycota; Dothideomycetes; Pleosporales; Pleosporaceae
Exons: 2
Coding region: 1-1056 (351 amino acids)
Source: RefSeq, a predicted model, not a curated record
AUGUCUGUCUCACUUUCCACCGUUCAGUAUUUCGACAACGCCAACUCUCUAUCCUACGCUGUCACUCCCUGCAUUCAACACUACCCAUUAUCAUCAAAGUCCGGAAGUAUGUUUGACAAAUUGAAGAAGACCUUUUCGACCCGCAAGUCUUCCAAGUCGACAAAUAGCUAUAGCCCACGGGACACAGAAGGCGCUGGACAGAUGCUUGGUAAUGCGCCUACAGGUGCACCGGUGAACAAGAGGAACUCUGCAUCCCGCGACAGUGGCCUUACACUGUUCUCAUACCCCGGCCCGUUUGACUCGGCGUCGCCUGCUACACGAAGACCCACUCAGAAUGCCCCCGCAGUACAUCCAGCCCCGACUACCGAUAUCGAAGAAGACGAUCCCUAUGACUUCCUUCGAAGCUUCGAUACAGUCUUUCUGAUUGAUGAUUCUGGAUCCAUGGCCGGCCGCUCUUGGAAGGAGACUGGCAAGGCUCUUGAAGUGAUUGCACCGAUCUGCACCAAGCGUGAUGCGGACGGAAUCGACAUCUACUUCCUUAACCACCCCGACUCUAGCAUUUACAAAAACGUCACAUCAGCGAGUACCGUCAUCGAGAUCUUUCAGACGGUGCGUCCCAGGGGUGCAACACCGACCGGUCAGCGCCUGAACAAGAUCCUCAAGUCUUAUCUCGAGCGAUUCGUGCUCGACAAGAGUAUCAAGCCCAUGAACAUCAUCGUCAUCACUGAUGGUGUGCCAUCCGACGAUCUUGAAACUCCCAUUAUCAACGCCGCCAGGAAGCUCGACGAGAAAGACGCAGAAGCAUACCAACUUGGCAUCCAGUUCUUCCAGGUCGGAAAAGAGCCUGGUGCCAGGGAGCAUCUCAUGCAACUUGAUGAUGGCCUUAUCAAAAUAGCGCAGAGCCAGGGCUUGGGAGUUCCUCGGGACAUUGUCGACACGGUGCCUUUCACUGGAGACGGGAACGCUGAGCUCACCGGCACAGGAAUACUCAAGGCAACUAUGGGAGCUAUCAAUCGCCGAUGGGACUAUACUUCUAAGGGAAUACAUCAAAAAUAG